Messenger RNA from Papilio polytes (common Mormon), 2718 nucleotides. RefSeq lists its product as uncharacterized. The transcript has 11 exons. Lineage: Eukaryota; Metazoa; Arthropoda; Insecta; Lepidoptera; Papilionidae. Gene Ontology annotation, molecular function: RNA polymerase II cis-regulatory region sequence-specific DNA binding; DNA-binding transcription factor activity, RNA polymerase II-specific. The record is from RefSeq and is a predicted model, not a curated record. The coding region runs from base 262 to 2442 and encodes 726 amino acids. Gene Ontology annotation, biological process: regulation of DNA-templated transcription.
CAACAAUUUGUGCCGUGUUAAAUGGACGAUUGGAGAAGACAUUAAAAUUUACAAAAAUGUAAUUAAUCAUUGUUUAAAUAACCAAUGUCAGAUGAAAUCCUACAACGUAAUCAAACCGUUUCAUAAAAAUUUCCCUACAAACGUUUUAAAGUUAAAUUUCAAUGAAUGAAAUAAAUAGCGACCUUGCACUUAACAGCUGUCAACUAGCAAAGGUGAAGACAAGAAUGGAAUAAACAAAAAAUACAAUACUAUAUUUUCAUCAUGAGGAGCGUCAGUUCCCAUCUUCUAGAGGAUAAAAUGGAUGAUGAUGCAGUCACACAUUAUAUCAAUUCUCACCAAUCUACAGAGGGUGUCCAUGUGGAUGCCAAUUCUCUGGCACUGAACGUGCAGGACGACGGCGGUGGUCGAGUGGUGACAGUGAUGCAGCCACUUAGCUUCUCAGCAUCACAAAUGUGCAGACAAGUAUCAGUGAAUGAUCAAGUGAAUGAGGGCCAAUGGAGUGAAGAGCUCUUAGACCCUGAGGGGCGACUGGAAGCAAUAGUAGCUCAUCUGUCUCGGCCACCCCACCAUGCUCAUCACAAGAUAUCUGCAGUCAGGAACGAUGUAGAUGCUUCAGUUAUAUUAGACGCUCCUAUGAGGCUGUAUAAUGGACCACCAUUGGAUAGUACUAUGCUAACGGAACAAGAUGGCCAAGUACUAGAUAUAGCAGCGAGCGCCUCUCCUAUACAAAAACAUCAAAGUAAAAAGAGUCUGCCGCAUAAGAAGAGGAUAUCAAAGAAGUUAAAAAGAAACACAGGCGGUAGUACUCCACAACAAGAUCAGAUAGUGGUGAUCCACUGCAACUCGCAGCCGGCGCAGGAGAUCCUGCCCGACAGCUUCGUGAGCGCCGCGCCGCACCUCGCGCAGGUGCGGCCCGUGCUGCUGUGUCAGCUGUGCGGGGAGUUCUACGGCGAGGACCAGCUCAAGUUCUACCACCACCUGCGACAGCACUACGAGCCGCAGCACCAGCACCAGCACCACCAGCACCAGCACCACGCGCACGACCACAGCACCAUCAUCAUAGAGAACCCUGUGCCGGACCUCGCCAUCGACAAGAUGACCAACACCUGCAUAGUAGAUAAUGUACAAACUCUCCCCGACUCCUUAGUAGAAUUAUCUCUAGAGAAUACCGUACCUAAAUCUAUAUACCAACCCAUAGACAAACACAUUCUAUAUACGACCAGUGACAAGACUCUGUCCUGUCACAAUAAGGUCCAGUAUACGAUGGCAGGAGAAAAAGAAAUACCUCAAGAUAAUAGCAAGUCGGAAUUAUAUGAAACUUUAGCGAAACUCGAUUUGUACAACUGUCCCAAAUGUGAUAAGUCGUUUAGGAAACAGAAGCUGUGUGAAGCACACGUUAAAGAAGCCCAUUUGAAUCCUAAGCCGUUUAGUGCGACUUCUGCACCAAGACCUUCCGCGCCUCCUCCUACCGCCUCAGCCACAUGCGCACGCACACCGGUCUGUCGCCGCACACUCCGCACACUGCGUACACUGCGCACACACCGCACACCGCACACCGCACAUCGCCGCAUCCACACCGGCGAGCGCAACUACAAGUGCGACUUCUGCACCAAGACCUUCCGCGCCUCCUCCUACCGUAGUAAACCCUACAAAUGCUCGCAAUGCGAGAAAUGUUUCCGCGUCGCGUACGACCUGCGCCGGCACAUGCUCAUACACGAGAAGGUGCGGAUCAGGCUCGACGACAUGAAGCCCAAACACAAAGACGGCAAGGACAACAAGACCAAACCUGACGACACCAAGACCAACAAAACCCUGGAUGUGAAACCUACAAAGAAAACCACCACCAACAGACUUCCUAUACUCAGAAGUAUCUUAGACAAGAAACAACCUCCCAAAACCAAAACAAAAACUAAAAAAGGUGCUCCAAAUGUGACCGUGGCUCAAAGUAAAGAAGUCGCUAUUAAAAUAACAGAUAAAUUUACUAAUAAUGUGGAAGUGUUUGAUACCAGACAAGUAGAAUAUAAUAAAUAUAAAGAUGUUUUUGAAUAUAGAAAUAAUGAGGUGCUACAAACGUAUAAAAAAGAUUAUUCAGAAGAAAUAGUGUACAAAGAUAAUGAUAGAUUGACUGAAGAGAGAGAGUUAGCGGUUCUUAGACCGAUGUUCCGGAACAGUCCGAUAGAAGAAUUGGAAAAAACUCAUAUAAGAUCGGAUAAUACUGAUGGGAACUUCCAAGUGUUUACUCAUAUGGAGAAGAAUACAGAUGGGAAUUACCAUGUUUACACACAUUCUGAUAAAACUAAAAACUAUAUAGUGCCAGCAAAUAAUUCAUCUCUUGAUAGAGAAAUUAAUAGGGAAGUGAGGAACGAUGGACUUUCUUCUGAAAAUAUGGACAAUGUGUUCUUAGAAAGAUUAAGUGCAUUUUACAAUAUAACGGCUGUAUAAAUGUGAUGUUUGGUGAUAUCCCGUUUGGGACCAAAUAGUGAAAUCGGUUUUUUUUAAGUGUAAAGUAUGAUCUCUAUGGUCUUAUGUACUUUUAUUGAAGAUAAGUUUGGGUUAUAUGGUAAUACCUAUUUGUGAAAAAAACAUUCUAUAUCAUGUAAAAGUUAGUAUAUUUGAAGAAAAAAGUAUAUUUGACCUUUUUUUAUUGGAAUUUGCUAAUCUGUGGGUAAUUGGAGAUUUGAACAAUUUUACUAAUUUCAAUAAAAACAUGAUGUUUGU